AUGGACUCCCGCAACGUCUCCAUGGGUCAGAAGCUUCGGACGCUCAUUGCGCCCAAGCCCAAGCUCCCCAGCCGCAACCCCGAGAGACGUCGGCACGAUUUGCAAGAAUCCUCCGGAGACAAGAGCGGUCAGAGCACAAAUUUGGACGACGUUCGAUCGGGUCGUCCUCGCCACCGCCUAACGUCUGAGUCGACGGAGUCAGUCGCCACCAUCCGCGAGCCUCGACGGCGCACGACCAGCCAAGAUAGCGUGCGCACGGUGAAGGGCGUUCUGGCCGCCCCGCCGCGGACAAGGAAGGUAUCGGGCGCCUGCCCUCCUCCGCCCUCCCUUGUGAAGCCUCCGGCGCCAGUCCUCGGGGUCACAGCGACGCACAACCACGGCGAGUCAAGCAAGUCGGAGAGGGUGAAAGAGAAGAGGAAGGCAGCCGCGCUGGAUUUUGAACCCUCCGCACAGGAGCCGGAGAAGCCCGCCCGCAAGACAAAGGGCCUGAAGAGGGCGAGGAAAUACCGCGAUUUGUCAGCGUAUGGCCAGGAAGCUGCGGUGGAAUUUCCUACUUCGGAGUCUUCGGUAUCUGUCCUUGAAGUCGAGGAGGAUCUCAGCGAGGAAUGGGCCAAGGGUCGGCUCUCGCGCCGGUUAUCGGACAACGACGAAGAUAUUAUCCGGAGCAUUGUUUCGUCGAUUGUUGAGGAUGCCGAGAUCAAUGGAGAGGCGGUCGAGGGGCAGGACGGCUCCUGUCUUUUCGAUAUCGGCAACCUUCAGGAAAUUCCUGGCCUCGACGAGGACACAGAGGACAAAGGAAAGCAGUCUUGCAGAUCGUCUUGGCUUGAUGCUGGCACCUCCUCCUUAUCCUCAUGCCGCUUCAAUGUCGCUAUCAAACCCAAGGACCGACACUGCACAAUGUGGGACAUCGAUUUCGACGACGUGUAUGCAUGGUCCGGUGUUAUUUACAUCACCGAUAACAAGCCGUACGCCGGGCCCCCGCGAGAAAGCCCUAUUCAUGACUUGGACAUUGAGUGGUGGAUGGUCGAUGCCAGCUACGCGAGCGAGCCAGAUAUGCGGCCAGACUACUCCACUGCGUUUGCCGGCCAAAUGCUCGCGCCGUCCCAGCUCGUGGAGCGCUUCGACCCGUCGCUGGGCAUUUGCACAGAUCUUGGCUGGGUGUACCUGCCGUCCAACCUGUCUAACACUGGUGCCGGCGGCUCGUGGGCGCUGCGCUUCUGGGUCCCUGUGCCGAUGGCAAUCUUCAGAGGACGCGAGUGUUGCAAGUUCCAGGUCCAGGCGAGAAUCGACUUUGGCACGUGGGGAUCUACGUAUGCCAUUGUGCAGUCUCCUGUGGAAGACAUUACGAUGGAGCAACUUGUAACGGAGAAGGAGAUGGGGAAGCAGGCGGGUCGGUUGCGGUCGUGA
Molecule: messenger RNA, 1407 nt
Organism: Fibroporia radiculosa
Lineage: Eukaryota; Fungi; Basidiomycota; Agaricomycetes; Polyporales; Fibroporiaceae
Exons: 2
Coding region: 1-1407 (468 amino acids)
Source: RefSeq, a predicted model, not a curated record